UUUGCGCCGGGCGCCGCCGCGGGCGCUGCACAGUCCCGAGUACCCGCCCGGGCUGACGGCGCAGCAGGAGCAGGAGGAGGAGGAGGAGGCGCGGGGAUGGAGAGCGAUCGGCUGGAGAGCCCGGUUGCCAUUAAGGGUAUUGAAAGAGAGCUUAUCUGCCCAGCAUGCAAGGAAUUGUUUACCCAUCCACUGAUCCUUCCCUGCCAGCACAAUAUCUGUCACAAAUGUGUGAAAGAAAUACUUUUUGCAUUUGAAGACUCCUUUGCUGAUGGAGGCUCAGAAUCCUCUAAUCAGAGUAGCCCUCGAAUUAGAAUCUCUGCUUCUAGCAUGGACAGAAUUGACAGGAUUAAUAGAUCAGCCUCACAGAGGAGGUCUUUUGGGUGCAGAGGCAGAAAACGCAAUUCACUGACUCCUAGAUCGACUCUGUUUCCUUGUCCGAGUUGCCAGCGGGAUAUUGAUCUUGGAGAGCGUGGCAUCAAUGGCUUAUUUCGGAACUUCACUUUGGAAACCAUUGUGGAAAGAUACAGACAGGCAGCCAGGGCAGCCAUUGCUAUUAUGUGUGAUUUCUGCAAGCCUCCACCUCAGGAGUCCACCAAGAGCUGCAUGGACUGCAGUGCAAGCUAUUGCAAUGAAUGUUUCAAAAUUCACCAUCCUUGGGGAACUGUGAAAGCCCAGCAUGAAUAUGUGGGACCAACCACCAACUUCAGACCCAAAAUUUUGAUGUGUCCAGAACAUGAAAUGGAGAGAGUAAACAUGUACUGUGAGAUCUGCAGAAGGCCUGUUUGUCAUCUCUGCAAACUGGGUGGAGGUCAUGCAAACCAUAGAGUAACAACCAUGAGCACUGCCUACAAAACCCUUAAGGAGAAGCUUUCAAAAGAUAUUGAGUACCUCAUCAGUAAGGAGAGCCAGGUGAAAGCUCACAUCACACAGCUGGAUCUGCUGCUGAAAGAAACAGAGUGCAACAGUGAAAGAGCUAAACAAGAAGCAUCUCAGAGUUUUGAGAAAUUGUAUCAUGUCCUGGAAGAGAAGAAAUAUGCAGCUCUUAGGGCAAUUGAAACUUCUAAGAAUAUAAGGCUGGAAAAAUUGCAAACACAAGUGGAAGAAUACCAAGGGCUCCUGGAAAAUAAUGGCCUUGUAGGAUAUGCUCAAGAAGUGCUUAAAGAAACUGAUCCCUCCUGUUUCGUUCAAACAGCAAAACAACUUCAUGUCAGAAUCCAAAAAGCUACUGAGUCUCUGAAGAGCUUUAGGCCUGCAGCUGAAACUACUUUUGAAGACUUUGUGGUGGACACUGCCAAGCAAGAAGACAUCCUUGGUGACUUGUCCUUCCAUUCCAAUGGUCUAGAAAUACCAGAAAUCAAUGAAGAGCAGUGCAGAAUGUACAACAAAGCUCUGAUCAGCUGGGAAUGCCCUGAGAAGACAGAUUCAGCUGAUAUCUAUGUUCUUGAGUAUCAUAAGCUUAAUAAAGAAGAGGAGAGUGUGACAUGGCAGAAGACUGAAGUUUGUGGCAAGAGCAAAGUGUUAUCUGAUCUUGAUGAUGACAGCAGCUAUGCCUUUAGAGUUCGAGGAUACAAAGGGUCUAUCUGUAGCCCUUGGAGCCGAGAAGUUAUUUUGCGUACUCCGCCAGCUCCAGUUUUCAGUUUUCUUUUCGAUGACAAAUGUGGGUACAACAAUGAACAUCUCCAGCUGAACCCAAGAAGAACCUCUGUGGAAAGUAGGGCUGGAUUUCCUCUGCUUCUGGGGUCUGAGCGCUUGCAGGUUGGAUGCUACACAACCCUGGAUUACAUCAUUGGAGACACUGGCAUUGCCAAAGGGAAGCACUUCUGGGCUUUUAGUGUGGAAUCCUAUUCAUACCUGGUGAAAGUGGGAGUUGUUCCUAGCAACAAGAUACAGAAAUUGUUCCACAAUACCCAUGAUGUGACCAGUCCAAGGUAUGAGCAAGACAGUGGUCAUGACAGUGGGAGUGAAGAUGCCUUCUUUGACUCAUCUCAGCCUUGCACCCUGGUCACUUUAGGCAUGAAAAAGUUCUUCAUCCCUGCUACACCAGCUGCUCCCAAGGAUCCAGCAAGCAGAAUCCUUCCCCUGCCGUCGUGCUUGGGCAUUUGCCUUGACUGUGACAGAGGCAGGGUGGGGUUUUACGAUGCAGGCCGUAUGAAGUGCCUGUAUGAGUGUGAGGUGGAUUGCUCUGGUUUAAUGUACCCAGCGUUUGCUUUGAUGGGCGGUGCAGCAGUGCAUCUUGAGGAAGCUGUCACAGCCAAGCACAGGGAGUACCACGACGACAUCUAGUGCAGUAAUCUCUUCCUGUUCUGAGACAGAAAAUGAAAGCAGAAGAAUUCUACCUUAGCUUUUAGUCCUGAUAAAUUAUAUUCUACCUACAUGUUGCUCACAAGCCUCUGGCCUGUGAUUUUUUAAAACUAAAUGGUCCAGGCACUUCCAGCACCAGAGGAAUUCUCCUGCCUUUCUUGUGAUCUGUGCAAUGCUGUUCUCCACAGACUUCUUUUCCUGGGGGAAGCAGGGAAGAAGUCUGACUAGCAACCAAAAUUUACUUUUCAGGACUAGCAACCAAAACUUACUCUUCGGGGUAGAAAUCUGCCUUUUAUUUAACUUAAAUCCUUGCAUAGUCAGUUUUGUAUUUAAUGAAAUCAAAGCUGGCGUUGUGUGAUUGCCAUUUUCCUUUUAAGAAAUCUGCCUGAAUGCCUCUGUGGGGUCAAAUGCUUUCCAGUUAACCCCUGAGCACCAGUUGGGCCUUUCAGCACAAAAUAGCAUAUUAAAAAAUAGAAUUUAAAAGAGGAAGAAAUUAGAAAUGGUGUUGAAUGUUUAAGUUAUACUUGGAAUGAUGAAGGUAAACUUGAAUCUGAUUGCAUGUUGUAUACCCUUAAUGUGAUUGUAAGUUAAAACUCAAGUUCUGACACUCAGUGUCAUAUAGUUGAUGGCAUAAUGGUAUUCUUUAUUCUUCCAGGCUUUUACUAUAAGCUAUCUAAAAGAAAGUGCAAUUGUAUCUUAAAUGUCAGAAUUUGGAGUCAAAAAUCAGAAAUGUUUGCAUGUGUGAAAAAUAGUACCUGGUAUUUAGGCAAAAGCAAAUGAGUUGCUGACAUGAGUAAUCAUAUGUGAAUUAAAAAAAAAAAAAUCAGGUAUUUCUUUUAAUACUUGCUUUUAUAGAUUACUUUUUUAUCUAGUAGCAGCUUGGAUUUUUUUUAGUAAGAAUGUUAAAAAUGCACUGGUUAAGUUUUGAGACCUAAUUUCUGCCUUAAAGGAUGUCUCCCUUCAAAUUUCAGUUCCUCUGAUGUUAAAAACUGUAUCACAUAGUAGUUUUUCACAGAAUCAUAGAACCAUGGGAACAGCUUGAAUUGGAAGAGACCUUUAAAGACCAUCUAAGUCCGAGCCACCUUGUUAUGGGCAGGGACCUGGCACUAGACCAGGUUGCUCAAAGCUGCAUCCAACCUGACCUUGAACACUUCCAGGGAUGGGGCAUCCACAGCUUCUCUGGGAAACCUUCUCCAAUGUCUCACCUCACUUAUUGCUAGAAAUUUCUUCCUUAUAUCCAAUCUAAAUCUAUCGUCUUUUAACUUAAAACCAUUGUCCUUUGUCCUGUCUCUCCAGGCCUUGGUAAAAAGUCUCUCUCCAUCUUUCUUUUAAAUCCUUUUUGUAUAUUAAAAGGCUGUAAUAAGGUCUCUCUGAAGCCUUUUCCAUGCUGAACAGCUCCAUGUCUCACAACGUCUUCACAGGAUAGGUGUUCCAGUCCUCUGAUAAUUUUUGUGCCUCUCCUCUGGAACCAUUCUGUGCUGGGGACCCCAGAGCUGAAUGCAGUAUUUCAGGUGGGGUCUUGGUAGAGCAGAAUGGGAAAAUCAUCUUCCUUGCCCUGAUGGCCACCUGGGCAGCUUGUGAUGCUUUCUGUGCUGUAAGCAGACAUUGCUGGUUCAUGGCCGAUUUUUCAUCCACCAGGAUGCCCAAGUCCUUCUCUGCAGAGCUUCUCUCCAUCCCCCAGUCUGUAUUCAUAGUGGAGAUUACCUGGAUCCACGUGCUUGGUCUUGGGGACACAGCAACACCAGUGCCAGUACAUACCCUCGAGGGACGCUGCUCAUUGCUGGUUUCUGCUUGGACAUUGAGCUGUUGAUUGUGAUUCUUUGGGUGUAGCUGUCCAGCCAAUUCCUUACUGAAUAGUCCAUUCACUUAAACCCUUCUCUUUCAAGUUUACAGGUAAGAAUAUUGUGGGGGAUCCUGUCAAAGGCCUUACAGAAGCCCAGGUGCAUGGUAUCUCUUAGCUCUUUCCUUAUCCACUGGUGCAGUCACUUGGUCACAGAAGACCCCUAGGUGAGUCAGGCAAUGCUUGCCCUUAGUGAACUCAUCUGGCUGUCCCUGUUCACUUUCCUGUCUUCCAUAAGUUUUGACCUAUGUUCCAGGAGGAUCUGUUACAUGAUCUUACUGGGAGUGGAGGUGGACUGCCUCUCUUUAUAGAAUCCUAUGUAUAAAAAAAAAAGUAGGGUGCGUGCACUGUUGACGUGUGGAAAAAUAAGGAUCUAAAGUGAAGGAUGUUUCUAAUAAGUACUUGGUGCUUUCUAAUUUGGGGAUAAGCUUUCUAAUUUGGGGAUAUGCUUUCUGAUUUGGGGAUAGUGUUGCAUCUUGAUGAAUGUGUGUGAAGUAUGCUUACUAAGUACAUGUAUACAGCUGUAGAGCUGUGAAAUGGGACCUGAAAAUCACAAUACAGUUAAGUGAAUGUAGGUCAUAAUGCAAAACUUGUGUGGGCUUUGCUGUCUGAACUGUUUUACUGAUCUGACCUGGAGUCCACCUCUCUCAGUGUCUUCUCUCCUAAGCUCUGACUGUGGCCACUGUUGGAAAAAACUGUCAGAAAUGGUUGUCUAUGCCAGCAUAAGCAUGACAACCUUUUUGGGGCUAGAAACGCCCAGCAAGGGCAACUUCUUGUCUGGAUCUCACUUGCAAAUGUUUCUGUCUUGGUAAGGCUGUGUGGAAGUGCACUCCACAGAUUGAGCAUAAGUUACAUGAGAAACACUUUUAUGUCCCAGCAGUAGGUGUGAAGUAUGGGGUAUCUUUUGGAAUUGUCUCCUCCAGGAGAAAGGACAAACUGUCUCUUACUAGUUAGCCUUUUGGUAAUUUCUUCUGUUUUAGAUGGUUAUCAUCAUAGCUGUUAAUUUCUGUCAUUCCCUCCCUUUCAUCUUCCCUCUUACUGGAUUGAAGCCAUUGCUCUCUUCCUGCCUGCUGAGGCUGCCUGAACAGUCUGUCCAUAAGACACUCUCUUGCUGUGAAGGAUGAAGAAGUUUGGUGUUUUCCUUCUUCUUGUAGUCCUAAAACCAUAUUUUCCUUUUUGGUUUUUUUUUUUUUUGUUUGAUACCCACUACUAGGCUCAUGAUGAAGCUUCUUCUGCAGUGUUUUUCAUGAAGUCCUGAUGGUUAGCUGUGCACUCAGGGUUUCCCCCACCUGCUGUGCUGUUUUGCAUUUGUUCGUGUUGAUAAUGCUUGUUUACCUAGUCACUAUGUUCUGAGGGCCUUCUGCAGCUCUUCAGUCACUUCUAGACUUGGAUGUUCCUGAGUAGCUUCAUUGGUAACACAAACAUGCCCACGUUUUAGCUGGUUUGCUUUUCCAGGUCUUGGAGCAAACUAAGUCGUAGUGAGUCUUAACAGAUCUCUCUGCUGUGAAGAUUUUUUGUUUCUUCCAGUUUUCCUCCCUCCAAUAUUUAUUAAACCACAAGUCAAGCAAACACUUAAAACUCUUACAUUAGUCUGUUGAGUAGGUGAGUCAUGAUCUUGCAUGUAAGUGCAGCAGUCAGAGCCAGGAGAAAGGAUUCUCACUUCAGUAGCUGUGACUUCUCCCCUUGCAUAAUUGGCAACAGUCAGUUCAUCUACCAAACUGGCUAUUGGCUUAAAACUCUGGGUUGUAGGGCUGAACUUUCUUUUCCAGACCAAAUCUCCUUCCAUCGACAAAUGUUUCAUUUUUGAUUCCUCUGUUUCAGAAACUGGUCUAAAUUAGAGCGUUUAUGUCAUGGUUAGCACUCCAUAUUUCCACAUUUAGAUUUUUUUAUUAGCAUCUGGAUUGGUAUCACCAGACCUUUUGUUACUUUAUGGAAAUAUUCAUAAAUGGAACACUCUGUUGCAGAUAUGGAGACAGUGUCUCAGACUCAUUGAUCAGAAAAAAGAUUAUUGGUUUGAGAAUAUAGAAGUAAGAAAUUAAAAAUGUAGGGGCUUUUUUCUACUAGAGUUUCAAAUUCAUUUAACAUGUUCUAUGCAAUUACUCUACUGGUCAGAAACUGAUGCUACUUUAAACAUUUAUCUACCUUUUGAUAUAUCUGUUUGUAUUUAUCUCAUUCUGAGUUUAAAAAUUUAUUUGGCUUUUGGUGUUACUUGAAUACUUAGUAUGCAUUCCAGACAGUACUUUUUGGUGCUUACUCCAGCUUAUUAAAUAAAAAAACACACUGUCAAGAGGCACUGACAACAUGCUGUGAUAUUUUUUCCACUACCAUGGAAGUGUCAACUUUCAGAAAUACAGUUCAGCAGUACUUGCCUAUCUAAAUAAUUAUUUUUUCAAGUUUCUCCCUAUGAAACAGCACUUUACAAUGUAGACUAAGCUAAAAAUGGUGUGAUAUUGUGUGGAUCUUUGUGCAAUAUAGCUGUUUGGUGACUAUGGUGUGACUUGCAAAGCUUCAUGCAGCUGUGAAUCAUGUAGACACUUUUUAGAUACCUAAAGCUUUAACAGAAAGGCCUUGUUUGAAAAUAUUCUGAAAUGUAAAAGUGAUGUAUUGUUUUUUUUAAAUAAAAGCUGAAAUACAG
Messenger RNA from Catharus ustulatus (Swainson's thrush), 6776 nucleotides. RefSeq names its product tripartite motif containing 36 (gene TRIM36). Lineage: Eukaryota; Metazoa; Chordata; Aves; Passeriformes; Turdidae. Gene Ontology annotation, molecular function: zinc ion binding; protein binding. The transcript has 11 exons. The coding region runs from base 97 to 2283 and encodes 728 amino acids. The record is from RefSeq and is a predicted model, not a curated record.